Molecule: messenger RNA, 3868 nt
Organism: Hyla sarda
Lineage: Eukaryota; Metazoa; Chordata; Amphibia; Anura; Hylidae
Product: chromatin remodeling regulator CECR2
Biological process (GO): chromatin remodeling
Cellular component (GO): CERF complex
Molecular function (GO): protein binding
Source: RefSeq, a predicted model, not a curated record
GUUUGUUGUUCCCGGGCUCCGCCCCCAGCUCCCAUCUGUUCCUCCCCGGCCGGGGAUCACAUUGUGGCUGUGUUUCCCGCACGCUGUGUCCGGGCUCGGGGUGCUGCCCUCGGGAUGCCCCCGGUCGGUGCACUGGGGGAGCUCCGCUCGUGCUGGCGGGUCCCGGCUAUCGCGCACUUCUGCUCCUUGUUCCGCACCGCUUUCCAGCUGCCCGACUUCGAGAUCGAGGAGUUGGAGGACGCUUUGUAUCGCGAUGAUGUGGAGUUCCUCAGUGACCUCCUGUCCUGUCUCCUGCAGGGCUGCUAUCAGCGACAUGAUAUCACGCCUCAGACCUUCCACAUAUACCUGGAGGACAUCAUCAGCUACCGCUGGGAACUAGGAGGGAAACCCAACCCACUCAAGGGGGCAUCAUACCACCAGCUGCCCCUGUGCACCCGGCUGGAGAUCCUGCAUCGGCUGUGUGACAACAGGCUGGACGCCGUUGAUGUCUUCGACCUCCUUAAGGGACUGGACGGGGAUAGUCUGCGGUGUGGAGCCGCUGGGAGAAGUACUCCUCGAGGGAACCUGUACUGGUAUUUCUAUGGGACCAGACUCUACAAAGAAGAACCAUCCUGGGAGAAGAGACAGCGGGCACUUGAAGAAGCAGCUUUAGGGCCGGAGAAGCCUGUAAGGAAGAGAGGACGUCCCCCCAAGAAGAAGCCAUUAGUGGAGGAGGCUGUGGUCAGUGAGAAAUUGGACGUAAAGCCGCCGGUGAUUGAGGAAUUAAAGAAAGAAAACGAUCGGGCUCGGAGAAGGAAGCUGAGGGAGGAGCGGUCCUGGCUACUGUCACAGGGAAAAGAGUUACCCCCUGAAUUAUGCCACCUGGAACCAACCUCACCCAUCCAGGGGGAAUAUCGAGUGCCAGAUCUGUUGGCUAUUGACCUGGACGAUCAGUACACAGCCAUGUAUAAAGUCCUGGAUGUGGUGAAGGCUCAUAAGGAUUCUUGGCCAUUUCUGGAGCCGGUGGAUGAGUCCUACGCUCCUAACUACUAUGAUAUAAUCACAUGUCCUAUGGAUAUUUCCAAGGUGGAGCAGCGGUUGUGCUCGGGGUAUUACCUCACCAAGGAUCAGUUCGUCAAAGACAUGAAAACAAUCUUCAAAAACUGCGUCAAGUACAAUGGGCUGGAUAGCGAAUACACAGAGAUGGCUGACAGUCUGGAGCGCUGCUUUAGAAAGGCUUUACUGAAACAUCUCCCGGAUGAUGAUGCGGAGUCUGAUGGCGACACCUGGAUUCGCUCCGAGGACAAAGAGAAACCUGUGAAGAGAAGGAGCCAGGGGAGGCGCUCCAGGGCUGGAGGGUGGAGGAAGGGUAAAGAGGAAGGUGGGAGAAAGAGGCAGAGUUCAGAGAGCAGCAUGAUCCACCAAUCAUCACCCAGCGAGGACGGAGAGGACAGACUGCACCCGGCUGAGAGCAGAGCGCCAAAAGGACAACCGUAUGCCUAUCCAGGGCAGUAUGGGGGAAUGCCGAGGAACUCGUUCCAUCCAGGUGACAUGUCCGCUAUGGGGAUGCACGCUCCUCUUCGGGGAUCAGUCACCGGCCUUGGUUUUGGACCCUUGAGAUUCCCAGAGCCGCUCCCAGGUGAUCCCAUUCAUAGUGCUCAGAGUUAUGGAGCUCAGGCUGGCGUCCACAUGCCGGAACAUAAUAAAUGUACAGACUACAGAGCCCAGCGAGCACCUGGUGGCUCUGAUCCUGUGUAUCCAGUAAGAACAUCUGUCCAAGAAGGGGGCAAGCAUCCGCAAUCUAACCCUCCUGCUGGUUGUAUACCCCCCGUGAGACCCCCUGUACCUGAUGGAAGAGCGCCCCCCUCUGGCCCCUCUCAUCCACCUUACAGAUAUGGACCUCAGCCAGCUACGUGGAAUGGAAAUGGACAUCGGCACCCAGGUCUGAUAGCAGAAGAUGGAGUAGAACAACCUCCUCGAUACUAUCAACCUUCAGACCCUCGACUAAGACCCCCGGGCCCCCACCCUGGGGUCAGACCUUCGUUUGGUUCAGGGAAUUCCAUGAUGGACAGUCCGGAGAUGAUUGCGAUGCAGAGAUUGUCGUCUUUAGUCUGUUCCUCGGCAUCAGGCAAUGUGUCUCAGCCGUCCUCAAAUCCUUACCCACCCCAGGCACCGUCUAUACCGUACCCGAAUCCACCCCCUGCAACCGCUUACCCAUCUCAGGUGCCUCUCACCCCUGACCCCCCUCAGACAUCAUCCACUUCAUUACAGCCCAGUGAGAUAAACAAUGGAAAUAAUGGAUCAGAAGACGCUCCAAAUCCUGAAAGAACGACAGAUAAAGCAGAAGUUUGUCCAUCUCCUGCACCCCCAGUGAUGUCACAAGACCAGACCCUGCCAGAUUUGUCGUUGCCGUCCAACUUACCAACAAUCCCAGAUCCCAGGUUGGCUCAUCCCUCGGAGGUAAUCCCUGAGAUUCUGACUAAUCCAAUUCCCAGUGAUGUCCAAAAUGAGGACAAGUCAGCGGCUUCAGGGUCCGGCAUUUGUUCUGGUUCUGAGCAGAACCUUCUGGUCCCUCCGAAUGUAUUGGACGCACCAGAAAGGCCACCUGAGGGAGCAGACGGAAGUGCUAAAAUGGACCCUGAGCCAAUCACUCACCAAGAGGUUCCUCGGCCUUCGCCCUAUGUAGACAUGGCAGGACCAGCACAUAAGGGGGAAUUGGCCCCUAUGGUUCCAGCUGCUGGUAACAGACCUCGCAUGGGUCAGUGUCCAGGACCUGAACGGCCCCCAGGACCUCGUUAUCCACUCCAGCAGUUAGGGAAUGGACACCUACGACCUCACCCAGGCCAAUUCCCUGGAUACCAUCACCAGGGUGAGGCUUACUCUUACCCGCAGCCACAACAAGCGCAGCCUCCAUAUCAGCCUUACCAGCGGCCUCCCUAUUACCCUCAGGAGUACCAACGCUGGAACCACAAUGGACAGCAGACCCCCCGGCACCCAGGGGGUUACCCACAACCAGAUGGGGCUAUCAACACACAAAAUAUGGGAGAGUUACGGAGCCUUCUCAUGUCUCCUCUGCUGGAAGGAGAACCCAGAGCCGUGCCGGGAGAAAACACUGAGUGCCCCGAGGGGAAAGGAGAGAAGAGCGAUGACUCCUCCACCCGUCCAGAGAGCCCCAAACAGUUCCUGGAUUUAGACAGUCAUAAGAGACAGAGUGGCCCAUAUGCCUAUGGACGGCCGCAGGGCUGGGCAAAUGUCAACUUCCAGCCCCCAUCUAAUAUGAUGACUCAACUGCACUACCCUCCCCAACACCAGUACCCUCCUCGAGGAUACCCGCGGCUGCCUCUACACCAGCAACGCCACCCUGUGCCUGGACAGACCAACGGCCACCCACAAAUGGGCUCUGGUUACCCACAUAUGGAGAGUAGAGGGCACUUCCAUGCUGCUAUGAUGGAGCAGGGCGGGAUGCACCAAUUUAGUGAACUUUACCGGCCACAAGGAAUGCAGCUACAAAUGCAGACGUCACCUUUCCCAAAAGGCAGAACUCCAGUGCAGGGGGAGAUGAUGGAACGGGCCCCCAUGUUACCCCUGGAUCAGACCUAAUCUGAGUGACAUUCAGGACGACUCCUCAAUCAGCAUCAUGAUCGCUGUCCCCCCUCCAUUGAUCCGUGCCUUUUGAGGGGGGGGGGGGCACCCUUCCGUGUCUCCCCCCCCCCCCCCCCUGUCCUAUCCGAAGCUCCCGCAACCUUCUGUAUGUUGAGCGUCCACCACAAACUGGUCAUAUCAAACUCUAAACUCCUCCUCCUCUUGAGGUUUACGGACCCGAAGUUCUCAGGAAUUCCGCACAUGGUGCCCGCGGGGCCCCUGAUGCUCUGUUUACACUCCACUGAUU